GCGCCCGCCGGGGGCGCAUCACUCUUAAGGGUAGAAUCGGUAACAACACUAUCUUACGACAACAACAUUCCGAAACAACUGUACCCGAACUUUAGUUUAGUGCAACUUAACACAAGUUUUUAGUUAAUUUCCCCGUAAGAGUGAUGCCCCCCGGUGUGACCAUUUCUUUAGAGUCGUAUAAACUAUAAAUAAGUAUAAUAAGGUGUAGUUAAAAUAUUACGAACUGUAGAAUGAGGUGUACCUAUCAAGAAGAUUUGAUUCCAGCACCGGCUGUGAUUCGUCGAAGUUCAGCUACGUCCGUACACGUAGCGGCCAAUGACGGCCGGGGCUACGCGCAGCCGUAGCGCUACAGCAUAGAGGCGCGCGGGGAGCUACACGAUCGACAGACGCUACAGCGGAGCUGCUACGCCAGGGAACUGAAAAAUGUGUUAGUGAAGAGUGUCAAUUGAUGUGGGACGUGGGACCGGCACCAUGCAGGGGCUCCAUGCCGCGAAGGAGAAGGCCUCGGGGCUCUUUGCCAACAAGCCCCUUCUGUUCAAAAAUACUCAAUAUGAGAACUUUCAAGUUGAUCAGAAGGGCUACGAUCAGAUGUACGAUGGCGAAGACUUGGAAACACCACCAUCACCUGACCGACCUCCACCACGACCCAUAGACAAGUACGUGCGCGCGGAAUGUCCGUGCCUGAGCGCCCGCUAUACCGUGGCGCUGCUCGCUUGCUUCGGGUUCAGCAUCAUGUUUGGCAUGCGAUGCAACAUGAGCAUGGCCAAGCUCAAGAUGACUGAAAAACAAUCCCAAAACUCGACAGACAAAGCCCCCUUCGAAUGGACUGUUAGCGUGGAGUCCUCAAUAGACUCGUCGUACUUCGCCGGGUACCUCAUCACUCAAGUGCCGGGCGGUUUCCUCGCCUCCAUGUAUCCCGCCAACAAGAUCUUCGGGGCGGCCAUUGUGACGUCAGCUAUUUUCAACAUGGCCAUACCUGGAGCGAUGUCCGUGGGACCUGCGGCCGUUGUCAUCUUGAAAAUAGCCCAGGGAUUUGUCGAGGGUGUGACGUAUCCCUCAUGCCACGGUAUCUGGCGCAUGUGGGCCCCGCCACUGGAGCGCUCCCGGCUGGCAACCCUUGCGUUCUGUGGCACAUACGCCGGCAUCGUGAUCGGCAUGCCACUGUCAGGGUUGCUCACAGACUACAUCAGCUGGCAGGCGCCAUUCUACUUUUAUGGAGUCUCGGGUGUUAUUUGGUACGUAUUAUGGCUGUGGCUGGUAUUCGAGCGGCCCAGCAAGCACCCCACUAUCGCCUCCAAAGAGUUGACGUACAUCGAGCAGUCACUCGGCACUGCCACUCAGGCUGCCAUGCCCGGCUUCUGGUCAACACCCUGGAAAGCCUUCGCUACUUCGCCACCAGUGUACGCUAUUAUCGUAGCGAACUUCUGCAGAACGUGGAACUUCUGUUUACUAGUCAUAUUCCAGUCGUCCUACUUCAACACGAGGUUCAACAUGCAGAUCACAGAGUCUGGGUUCGUCGGCGCCAUCCCGCAUUUAAUAAUGACGUCACUGGUGCCUAUUGGCGGCAUGAUGGCAGAUUACUUGCGUAAGAACAACAUCAUGUCUACAACUACUGUGAGGAAACUAUUCAACUGCGGAGGAUUUGGACUGGAGGCAUUCUUUUUCGUACUCGUCGCCUAUGCUAAUAACAAGUAUGUGGCGACAAUAGAACUGACCCUAGGCGUGGCAUGCAGUGGUUUCGCCAUAUCAGGCUACAACGUAAACCAUCUUGACAUCGCUCCAAGGUACGCCUCCAUUUUGAUGGGGCUCUCCAACGGCAUCGGCACCAUCGCUGGUUUUGUCGUACCCAUAGUAAUCGACUACAUGACGCAAGAAAAGGAUCAACUGGAAAAAGCCAUAACGGAAUGGCGUGCAGUAUUCCUGAUGGGUGCCACCGUUCACUUCAUUGGUAUUACCAUAUACGCGAUCUUCGCGUCAGGAGAGUUGCAACCAUGGGCGGAGACUGCGGUGGACGAGCCUCAGGUCAUGAAGUCCUUAGACCAUGAAACAACAUUCACGGAGAAACCAUCGGCGCCUUUGAAGGGUACUGAUCAGGCUGGGUAUGGAGCAAUAGCACCUCCGCGGCCCCCAGCGCCUGGAGCGCACGUGCCCAACAACCCCUUCGUAUCGGGUGCGCUCUACCAAGCUGAGCCCAUCCAGCCACCAGCGCACGACUACUACGAUGGACCUGCCGCACAAGAACAACACUAUGUCGAGUAGAGAUCUAAUUCUGUUGGACAACAUGUCUCUUAGUUCUCUCUUGUCUUUAUAUUGCGACCUACAACACUAUAAAUUAG
This is a messenger RNA of Spodoptera frugiperda (fall armyworm), 2336 nucleotides long. It is a transcript of the gene VGlut, whose product is annotated as vesicular glutamate transporter 1. The coding region runs from base 472 to 2259 and encodes 595 amino acids. NCBI's taxonomy places the organism in Eukaryota, Metazoa, Arthropoda, Insecta, Lepidoptera, Noctuidae. Gene Ontology annotation, biological process: transmembrane transport; regulation of synapse structure or activity; synaptic transmission, glutamatergic. The transcript is spliced from 14 exons. Gene Ontology annotation, molecular function: neurotransmitter transmembrane transporter activity; L-glutamate transmembrane transporter activity. Gene Ontology annotation, cellular component: synaptic vesicle membrane; excitatory synapse. The record is from RefSeq and is a predicted model, not a curated record.